Naegleria gruberi is the source of this 732-nucleotide messenger RNA. RefSeq lists its product as uncharacterized. Gene Ontology annotation, molecular function: hydrolase activity. Lineage: Eukaryota; Heterolobosea; Eutetramitea; Acrasida; Naegleriidae. Bases 1 to 732 code for a protein of 243 amino acids. The record is from RefSeq and is a predicted model, not a curated record. The transcript has a single exon.
AUGCACGACUGUUGUAAGCAAGGACACAUUCACACAGGUACUCCAACAGGUACACUCACUCAAAUUUCCGGAAGAGAAACCUAUGUGAAAAAACAUUCGAAUAGUAAUGGAAAGGCCAUUUUAUUUAUUCAUGAUGCUUUCGGAUUGCCAUUCAUUAAUAAUCAACUCUUGGUUGAUACCUUCUCUGAAGAAGCACAAGCUGAUGUUUAUUUACCUGAUUUUUUCAAUGGUGAUGGUGUUCCAAUUCAAGUCCUGUCAAACAUGUCAAGUUUUGAUUUUAAUCCUUGGAGAGCUAGAAAUGGACGUGAUAAAUUCCCAAUUAUUGAAAGUUAUACAAGAGCACUGAAAGAACAGGAAGGAAUUAAAAAACUUGUAGUAAUUGGAUUUUGUUGGGGUGGUUGGGGUUCCAUUCAAUUAGGUCAAUUGGAUGAUUUGGUGGAUGGAGUUGUUUUGGCUCAUCCAUCAAUGCUUGAAAUUCCAUCUGAUAUUGAGGCAUUGAAAAAGCCAAGUUUAUUCAUUUGUGCUGAGGUUGACCAUGCAUUCUCAGAGGAAGCACGUUUAUUAUCUCAAUCAAUUUUGGAAAAUAAGGAAAUGGAUGCAACAUUUAAAUUGUGGAAUGGAGUGAGACAUGGAUUUGCAGUUCGUUUUGAUACGGAGGAUAAGAUUGCUGCUCAAGCUGCUGAACAAGCAAAGGAUGAGGCAGUUAAAUUCUUUAAGAGAAUACUUCAAUAA